This is a messenger RNA of Phyllostomus hastatus (greater spear-nosed bat), 1191 nucleotides long. Its product is annotated as 28S ribosomal protein S9, mitochondrial-like. Gene Ontology annotation, molecular function: structural constituent of ribosome; RNA binding. Gene Ontology annotation, cellular component: mitochondrial small ribosomal subunit; ribosome. NCBI's taxonomy places the organism in Eukaryota, Metazoa, Chordata, Mammalia, Chiroptera, Phyllostomidae. The record is from RefSeq and is a predicted model, not a curated record. The transcript has a single exon. Gene Ontology annotation, biological process: translation.
AUGGCGGCCUCCUGUGUGUCCUACUGUGCUGCACUUUCCUGACCACUCUUUCUUGGGGGCAGGGUUAACCUGGCUCGUAGGCAAGUCCUCUGGAAAGCUGCAGCUGCAGAGCUGCAAACAGUUUCCGAAUCCCAGAUAUUAAGGCUAAGACAUACUACAGUUGUAACAACAAAGAAAAAUGUGGCUUCCUUAAGACGUGAAACCUACACAGUGGAUUUUAUUAAAAAGCAGAUUGAGAAGUUCAACCUAGGAAAGAGACAUUUAGCCAACAUGAUGGGAGAAGAUCCAGAAACUUUUACACAAGCGGAUAUUGAUAGAGCUAUUGCUUAUCUUUUCCCCAGUGGUUUAUUUGAGAAGCGAGCCAGGCCAAUAAUGAAGCAUCCUGAACAGAUUUUUCCGAAACAAAAAGCAACCCAGUGGGGAGAAGAUGGUUGUCCAUUUCAUUUUCUCUUUUAUACUGGCAAACAGUCAUAUUAUUCAUUAAUGCAUGAUGCUUAUGGAAAACUACUCAAUUUAGAAAAACAUAAAAAUGAGUUGUAAGCCAAAGGUCUGUUUUCAGAGGAAGCUAAAACCAAAGACCUGAUUGGCAGCAGAUGGCUGAUUAAGGAGGAAAUAGAAGAAAUGUUAGUGGAAAAACUGUCAGAUCAAGAUUAUGCACAGUUCAUUCGGCUGCUGGAAAGGUUAUUGACACUGCAGUGUGGUGCUGCUGAAAAAGAAUUUUUGCAGAGCUUUCGUAGGAGUGUAACUAUUCAAUCAAAGAAACAGCUGAUUGAGCCUGUGCGGUAUGAUGAGCAGGGAAUGGCCUUCAGCACAAACGAAGGUAAGAGAAAGAGUGCAAAAGCAGAGGCAGUUGUUUAUGAACAUGGAAGUGGAAGAAUAAAAGUUAAUGGAAUCGAUGACCUACUUUACUUCCCUGUGACACAGGACAGAGAACAGUUGAUGUUCCCUUUCCACUUCCUGGACCGACUUGGAAAACACAAUGUGACCUGCACAGUCUCGGGAGGUGGGAGGUCAGUGCAAGCUGGAGCAAUACGCUUGGCAAUGGCCGGAGCUUUGUGCAGUUUUGUCACAGAGGAAGAGGUUGAGUGGAUGAGACAAGCCGGACUACUUACUGCUGAUCCACGCAUCAGAGAACGGAAGAAGCCAGGCCAAGAGUGAGUCCGCAGGAAGUUCACCUGGAAGAAGUGCUAA